Letharia columbiana is the source of this 705-nucleotide messenger RNA. RefSeq lists its product as uncharacterized. Lineage: Eukaryota; Fungi; Ascomycota; Lecanoromycetes; Lecanorales; Parmeliaceae. The record is from RefSeq and is a predicted model, not a curated record. The transcript has a single exon. Bases 1 to 705 code for a protein of 234 amino acids.
AUGUCGGCCCUCUCGCCCUCGUCCGCCGCGACUCCCCACCCUCAGCGCCCUCCACCGCCCUCUCUUUUCCUAGGACCUCCGUCUCGAAAUGCUUCGAACAUCAGUCUCCCACCCGCAGCCCCAGCCCCCUCGCAGCCCCGCGCCCCACUUCUCCGCUCUCGCUCCGCUCGUGCCCCUGAUCCUGCAUCAGCAACCCUUGGCCGUGCACGCCCACAGCCACCGCAGCCUUCCCAAACGGAAGGCGAUCGCACUGAUGCUCUUUGGGCGGAGAUGCAAGCGACCUUAGCUGAAGUGGAACUGAGUGCGUUUAGUAGUACACAUGUCUUCGGUUCGGCACAUAGUGCUGCGUUAGACGAAUUGAGGGAGGCGCAGAUUGCGUUGGCGAAAGUCUGGGGAAGGGGCGAGGCUAAGGAGGAGGAGGAGGAGGAGGAGGCGGAAACAGUCAAGGUGAAAAGUGGGCAGAGGAAGGAGGACGGGAAGUUGGAUGGGAAGACUGAUGGAGAGUCUGAGGAAGAAGAGGAUAUUGCUGAAGCAAGGAGAAGAAGAGAAGCUAAUGAGAAAUUCUUUAGUAGAGUGGGAAAGGGCGUGGUCGAUGUUGUGGGCAAGUUAGAAGGAGUAGCACAGGCCAUGGCGAAAGUCGAGAGGGAAAGUAGGGAGAUCUGGGGUGGAAGUGACAGCGUAGAGUCGAGUUCCGUUGCUACAUGA